Aphanomyces astaci is the source of this 675-nucleotide messenger RNA. RefSeq lists its product as hypothetical. The record is from RefSeq and is a predicted model, not a curated record. Bases 1 to 675 code for a protein of 224 amino acids. The transcript has 3 exons. Lineage: Eukaryota; Oomycota; Saprolegniomycetes; Saprolegniales; Verrucalvaceae.
AUGAGCAAGAAGUACCCUUCAUUUUCACGAUUUAGAAAAGACGUCAAGGACCUCUUUUUCUACUUUUGUUGUGCUGCUGUCGUCCACGCCGCCGCCGCCGCGUCCCAAGUCGAGGUUGACAGACUCACGGUGGUGUUUGACAGCCUCGCACCCCUCGAUGCCGGGGCCACGGGCUCCCACAUCUCCAAAGACCGAGGCGUGGCGGUUCAAUUCCCCAGCUUCCCGGCGUCAGAAGCAGCUUGUGGCCCCGCUGGACGGACCCUUGAAUAUGUCAACUUUACCCUCAACACGCUCAACAUUCCCACCGACGAGUCGCUGUGGUUGCAAGCUGCGUUGUGCCCUUCUGCCAACGGCUUGCCCAAUUGCGUCAAGUCCGACACCCCCGCACGCAUCACCAUCGAAACCUUCGACAGACGCGUCAAGUUCCAAUGGUUCCCCGCGGUCCCUAUUGUUCUUGAGCCCGCCACCACGUACUGGUUCACUGUGCUCUCGAACGGCGAAACCAAGGACAAGUUUCCCAUCUGGUUGGACGGCACCAAGGAGUUCUCGACCGCGAACGACCCUAGGAACGAGGUGCUGGUCGCGUACACUGAGAAAGAAGGCGGUCCAUGGGACGUGUUAGUCCGCGACGAUGGGAACCGCCUUGUGCCGUCGUUCGAAGUGUAUGCUAGCUAA